AUGGGCAACUGGCUGGUCAACCACUGGUUCUCGGCCGCCGUCCUCGUGACCUGGCUGGGCAUCAACAUCUUCCUCUUCACCUACUACUUUCUGUUCUUUGACCAGGAUGCGCGGUAUUUCUACACCAGGGCCAUCCUCGGGUCUGCCUUGGCCUGGGCUCGAGGAUCAGCCAAGUGCCUCAACUUCAACAGCAUGCUAAUCCUGCUGCCCGUCUGCCGCAACCUCCUCUCCUUCCUCCGUGGGACCUGCUCGUGCUGCAGGAGGACACUGCGGAGGCAGCUGGACCACAAUCUCACCUUCCACAAGCUGGUGGCCUAUGCCCUGGUCCUAUUCACAGCUGUGCACACCAUCGCCCACCUCUUCAACCUGGAGCGCUACAACCAGAGCCAACAAGCCACCGACUGCAGCCUCCCCGCUGUCCUCUCCAAGAUGCACCAGAAGGGUAGCAACAAGUGGCUGAACCCCAUCCACUCUAACGAAACGACCGUCGAGUACGUGGCCUUCACCACCAUCCCAGGGCUGACAGGGGUGAUCAUCACGCUGGCACUCAUCCUCAUGGUCACAUCCUCCACCGAGUUCAUCCGCAGGAACUACUUCGAGGUCUUCUGGUACACACACCACCUCUUCCUCAUCUACUUCCUCUUCCUCAUCUACUUUGCUGGCCUUGUCAUCCACGGCAUCGCAGGGAUGGUACGUGGGCAGACGGAGAAGAGCAUGGCAGAGGUGCAUCCCCACCGCUGCGCCCAGUAUCUCACACAGAGGGACCAGAACUGCACCCAUGACUGCUGCAAAGACCCUGAGUUUGGGAGCAUCCCUGCUGAGUCCUGGAAGUGGGUUCUGGCCCCUAUCCUCCUCUAUUUCUUUGAGCGACUCCUGCGGGUCUGGCGUGCACAGCAGAAGGUUGUUGUUACCAAGGUGGUGAUGCACCCUGCCCGUGUGCUGGAGCUACAGAUGCAGAAGAAAGGUUUCCGCAUGGAGGUGGGGCAGUACAUCUUCGUCAACUGCUCUGCCAUCUCCCCACUGGAGUGGCACCCCUUCACCCUCACUUCUGCACCCGAGGAGGAUUUCUUCUCCAUCCACGUUCGGGUGGGUGGUGACUGGACGGAGCGUCUCAUCGACACCUUCCAGCAGCAGAACUUGAAGAUGCCCAGGAUUGAAGUGGAUGGUCCCUUUGGCACAGCCAGUGAAGAUGUGUUCCAGUAUGAGGUGGCCAUGCUGGUGGGAGCAGGCAUUGGUGUCACCCCCUUUGCCUCCAUCCUGAAGUCCAUCUGGUACAAGUUCCAGCAGGGUGACCAGACCCUCAAGACUAAGAAGAUCUACUUCUACUGGCUCUGCCGGGACACAGGAGCCUUCGCCUGGUUCAAUGACCUGCUUGCCUCGCUGGAGCAGAAGAUGGCUGAGUCAGGCAAGGCAGACUUCCUCACCUAUCGCCUCUUCCUCACUGGCUGGAACAACAGCAUUGCCAACAACGUGGCGCUCCACUUUGACACCUCUACGGACACAGUGACAGGCCUCAGGCACAAAACCAGCUUUGGGCGGCCCAUGUGGAACACAGAGUUCGCAGCGGUGGCUGCAGCCCACCCCAGGUCAGUGGUUGGUGUGUUCCUCUGUGGGCCAGAGGCCUUGGCGAAGAGCCUGAAGAAGUCUUGUCACCAGCACUCCAGCCUGGACCCCAGAAAGGUCAAAUUCUACUUCAACAAGGAGAACUUUUAA
Messenger RNA from Acanthisitta chloris (rifleman), 1713 nucleotides. It is a transcript of the gene NOX1, whose product is annotated as NADPH oxidase 1. Gene Ontology annotation, biological process: defense response; superoxide anion generation. The record is from RefSeq and is a predicted model, not a curated record. The transcript is spliced from 13 exons. Gene Ontology annotation, molecular function: superoxide-generating NAD(P)H oxidase activity. Lineage: Eukaryota; Metazoa; Chordata; Aves; Passeriformes; Acanthisittidae. Bases 1 to 1713 code for a protein of 570 amino acids. Gene Ontology annotation, cellular component: plasma membrane; NADPH oxidase complex.